This is a messenger RNA of Thlaspi arvense, 3038 nucleotides long. The record is from the annotation of a GenBank genome assembly. NCBI's taxonomy places the organism in Eukaryota, Viridiplantae, Streptophyta, Magnoliopsida, Brassicales, Brassicaceae.
CGUCUCUCCUAAAUCAUCUUUUUCUUCCUUUUUGGUUGUAUUUUUGUUUGUUUUUAAUUAUAAAAUAUUUUUAUUUUUUAUUUCAGUAGCUUAUAUAAAUGGAGAUUCCUUCGGCUUCAUCUUCCUUGCCAGUUGCCACCAGACAUAAACACAUAAUACAUUUUUUGCAGCUUCAUGUAAUUCAACGAACCACCACUUUCUUGUCAUCCAAAUCAAAGAUAAUACAGAGUUUCUCUCUCUCUCUCUCUCUCUCUCUCUCUCUCUCUCUUUCUUUUAUUGAUUUCUCGAUAUCAUGUAAAUUUGAUUCCAUGUAUCGUUUCCCAGUUUCUUCAUCGAGAUUCGAUCUUCUUCUUCUUCUCACGAACCUCCUUAUUGGGUUUUCUUGCAUUUCUCUCUCUCCUGCUCUUCGCUAAACUUGAAUUGAGAGAUGCUCUUCAAAAUGGGUUUGUCCGGUUUGAAGUAGUUUAUGAGUUGUUCCCCCCUUAAAUCGGGUUUGAGCUCAAUCUUCUUCCCAUAUCGGAGAGUAUCUAUCACUGCAGAAGAACUCCAAGUGUUUGACGAAUUGACUGAACGAAGCAGAGCGAGUGAGUGUGGAAAGUCAUGGAAGAGACUUUUGUGCCGUUCGAAGGAAUCAGGAAUGAUCUUAAAGGGAGAUUGAUGUGCUAUAAGCAAGACUGGACCGGAGGAUUCAAAGCUGGAUUCAGGAUUCUGGCUCCCACCACAUACAUAUUCUUCGCGUCUGCGAUUCCUGUCAUCUCAUUCGGCGAACAACUGGAAAGAAGCACCGAUGGAGUUCUCACCGCUGUUCAGACCUUAGCAUCCACCGCCAUUUGCGGCAUGAUACACUCGGUUAUCGGAGGUCAGCCACUGCUUAUACUCGGAGUUGCAGAGCCAACUGUAAUUAUGUAUACAUUCAUGUUUAACUUCGCAAAGGCGAGACCUGAAUUGGGACGGAACCUCUUCUUGGCGUGGUCGGGAUGGGUUUGUGUUUGGACUGCUUUGAUGCUGUUUGUGCUGGCUAUAUGUGGAGCUUGUUCCAUCAUCAAUAGGUUCACUCGUGUAGCUGGGGAAUUGUUUGGACUGCUUAUCGCUAUGCUCUUUAUGCAACAAGCUAUCAAAGGGCUAGUGGAUGAGUUUCGCAUUCCUGAACGGGAAAAUCAGAAGCUCAAGGAGUUCUUACCUUCCUGGAGGUUUGCUAAUGGGAUGUUUGCUCUGGUUCUCUCCUUUGGCCUUCUUCUAACUGGACUUCGAAGCAGAAAAGCCAGAUCAUGGCGGUACGGAACUGGCUGGCUCAGAAGCUUAAUAGCUGACUAUGGUGUACCACUCAUGGUGCUAGUGUGGACCGGUGUCUCCUACAUUCCAGCAGGAGAUGUUCCAAAGGGAAUUCCCCGGCGACUUUUUAGCCCAAAUCCUUGGUCCCCUGGUGCUUAUGGAAACUGGACCGUAGUAAAUGAGAUGCUUGAUGUUCCCAUCGUCUACAUAAUUGGAGCUUUCAUUCCAGCAUCAAUGAUUGCUGUGCUUUAUUACUUCGAUCAUAGUGUAGCUUCUCAGCUUGCGCAGCAGAACGAAUUCAAUCUGAGGAAACCGUCUUCUUACCACUACGAUUUGCUUCUUCUUGGGUUUCUGACCUUAAUGUGUGGUCUUCUCGGAGUCCCUCCAUCAAAUGGUGUCAUUCCUCAAUCUCCAAUGCAUACCAAAAGUUUAGCAACUCUUAAGUAUCAGUUGCUUCGGAACAGAUUGGUUGCAACAGCACGAAGAAGCAUCAAGACGAACGCGAGUCUGGGACAACUCUAUAACAAUAUGCAAGAAGCUUAUCAUCACAUGCAGACACCAUUAGUAUACCAGCAACCUCAAGGUUUAAAAGAACUGAAAGAAUCGACAAUCCAAGCAACUACAUUCACAGGGAACCUCAAUGCUCCAGUUGAUGAAACUCUGUUCGAUAUAGAGAAAGAAAUUGAUGAUUUGUUACCAGUCGAAGUCAAAGAACAACGGUUAAGCAACUUCCUUCAGUCUACAAUGGUAGGAGGAUGCGUUGCAGCUAUGCCUAUCCUCAAAAUGAUCCCAACAUCAGUCCUUUGGGGAUACUUUGCAUUCAUGGCCAUCGAAAGCUUACCCGGAAACCAGUUCUGGGAAAGAAUCUUACUUCUCUUCACCGCCCCGAGCCGUCGCUUCAAGGUUCUUGAGGAUUACCACGCAACGUUCGUAGAAACUGUUCCAUUCAAGACGAUUGCAAUGUUCACUAUAUUCCAAACGGUUUAUCUCUUAAUCUGCUUCGGCCUCACAUGGAUCCCAAUCGCAGGAGUCAUGUUCCCUUUAAUGAUCAUGUUCUUAAUUCCCGUACGACAAUACAUCCUCCCUAGAUUCUUCAAAGGAGCUCAUCUUCAGGACUUAGACGCAGCAGAAUAUGAAGAAGCCCCUGCUUUACCUUUCAAUCUCGCAGCGGAGACGGAGAUUGGAUCCACAACUUCGUAUCCAGGAGACUCAGAGAUUCUUGAUGAGGUUAUUACACGAAGCAGAGGAGAGUUUAGACACACGAGUAGUCCUAAGGUCACGAGUUCGAGUUCGACUCCGGUCAAUAACCGGAGUUUGUCUCAAGUGUUUAGUCCGCGAGUGGGUGAACUCAGGUUGGGUCAGAUGAGUCCUCGAGUCGUCGGGAAUAGUCCGAAACCGGCGAGUUGUGGGAGGAGUCCCUUGAACCAGUCGUCGUCAAACUGAGAUUAUAUGUUCAGGAAGCUCAAUAAAACAAACCCUAUGAGGAUGAAUGUUUAAUUAGUUAAUUAAUUUGAUCUUUAGUUGUUAAAAUCAAAAAACAAAAGCUUCUUGAAUCUCUCUUUAGUUUAUGUGUUGUGUGUGUAUUAUGCCCCUUCUCUGGUGUUUGAUCUUGAGUCUUAUGUAAAAUUUCUUACUUAUUUCGUAAUAUAUGUAAUGAUAUGGGGCAAAUAUGUAAAAAAACUUAAAUGUUAACGGUAAGCAAGCUUUAUAUGUUUGUCUGUUUCACUCUUGUUACUCGGUCAAUUUUUACAUUUUCAACGGCUACA